Molecule: messenger RNA, 564 nt
Organism: Boleophthalmus pectinirostris (great blue-spotted mudskipper)
Lineage: Eukaryota; Metazoa; Chordata; Actinopteri; Gobiiformes; Gobiidae
Product: phospholipase A and acyltransferase 2-like
Exons: 4
Coding region: 1-564 (187 amino acids)
Biological process (GO): N-acylphosphatidylethanolamine metabolic process
Cellular component (GO): cytoplasm
Molecular function (GO): A2-type glycerophospholipase activity; glycerophospholipid phospholipase A1 activity
Source: RefSeq, a predicted model, not a curated record
AUGAGUUUGCUGUGGAGCUGGGACAACCUUCUGUCAACAUGGAAACAGGUUGAUAAAAGUGUGGAUACAGCGGCGAUUGGAGACCUGAUUGAGUUCCUCCAACCCUGGUCUGGACUGUCUCUCUGGGCCGUCUAUGUGGGAGAGGGACACGUCAUGCACUUUGGGGUCGGAGAUGAGAACACAACACAAAAAGCCUGUCGCAGUCUAAUCAAGAUACUGAUCCCCAAGUCAAAAUCUGGGAGUAUACUGAAGAAGACAAGGAUUUGUACACAGAAGAUAUCUGAGAUCAGAGUUCCUCCAGGCACUACCAUUCGAGUCAAUAACAACAAGCACAACCUGGCCCCCUCCACUCUGGACGAAAUCCUGUACCGCUGCCACACAUUUCACCAUCAGGAGUUCAACUACGACAUGGUCAAGUUCAACAGUGAGCACUUUGCUACAUUCGUCCGCUAUGGCCAAGCUGUGGGAAACCAGAUUUCCUUGAAGCCAAACAGCAAGGCCAACGCGGACACGACUCAGACCCUGCAAAUGAUAAUCCAACAACGCGCUGAAGCAGGGCUAUAA